Molecule: messenger RNA, 1782 nt
Organism: Nematocida minor
Lineage: Eukaryota; Fungi; Microsporidia
Exons: 1
Coding region: 1-1782 (593 amino acids)
Source: RefSeq, a predicted model, not a curated record
AUGGAUAAACCCUUGGGAGACUUUGACCUAUACACAAAUAGCACAAUAUACCAGACGGGGCACACCUUGGACCCACAAAACCCUUCAAGAAGAAGGAAUACCGUUAAAAAUCGCUUUUUCAAGAACAGCGCAACUUUUCUCUACUACUAUGCAGCUCCUAUUGUUGUGGUGCUUUCAAGCAUUUCAAUUUUUCUAAGCAAUAGAUUUAUAACUGUUCUAGUAAGUAGAAGAGCAUUCAAUUACAUCUCUCAACGACUAGAGGUAGAGGGAAUCUAUGGAAUUUUCCCUGAAGAUACAGAGUCAGGCAUUGUCAGCUUAGAUUACAAAGUAGGAGUCUACAAGAACAUAGGAAUGAUUUCAGCUGUUCUCCUAGUGCUGCUUGUUUCUUAUCUUAUCAAAAACAGAAAAAAACUAAUGGAAUUGUACUUCAUUGUUCUCAGCAUACUUCCUUUUUCUAUGGGGAUAUUUGCGAUGGCUUGUCUAGCCGGAGAUUUCGCAACGCGUUUCUAUCCUCCCUAUCCAGCCAAUUAUCAUCUUAAGAUAAUAUACUUUAUAGUAGGUUUGUUCAUGGGGCUAUACAGCUUUUUGCUUCUUGUAUUCUUUAACGAAAGAUACAAAAAAACAACAAAAAAGCUGUGGUAUGUGAUGAACAUGAAUGUCUGCAUUUUCUUGUUUGGAGCACUAUGUGACCUGUUUUUAAAUUCUAUUUAUAGAAACAGAUCAAGGACUUUGCUAUAUGUAGGAGGUAGUAUUAUUGUAGCGCUCAGCUUCUUUAUGGACUAUAAUAUAUCCAUCCAUGUAGUGAACAAUUGUUUGAUCAAAUAUUUGGUGAGCAAUAAGCAUCCAGAAGAAGAGGAAGAUAUCCUACUAGAACCACUGCAAACAGGGAGAGAGAGAAUGGCUGCAGAAGAAUCUUCUACAGCAGCAUCAAAUUCACCUUAUAUUCGAUGGGAGAAUAAAAUGAUGCUUAAUAUGGAAAGUCUUACAAGAGUAAAAGGUGCUGUAGAAACACAAGAGAUGGUUAAAAAUGUUACUUUCCCAAAGGAAUUACACAUCGAGCACUUGGCCAUAAUCAUAUGGUGCUUUGCAUGCUCUUUCCUAAAACAGACGGUAUUUAUGGCGGACACAAUAGUUUCCCCAGAAAACAAGAUUGAUGCUAAUAGCUAUCUAUACCUUAUCUGUCCGAUAAUCGCUGUAGCACUUUACUAUUUGCUUGCUUCUAUUACUAAGGCUGUAAGCAAGAUAUUAGCUGUGGCAUAUGUUAUGCAUGCAGUUGGAAUUGUUCUCCUAUUCAUUACCAGUUUUAUCGGAUGGAUGCCCCUCCAGUAUCUCUCAAUGGGAAUAUACUUUACGAGUUUUAAUUUUGCUAUUGCGCUAGUCUCAGGAGUGCUGCCCAUAGCCUUGGGAUCGAGAACAUCUAACACAUUUACAUUUGCUGUGUAUAUCUUUUUAACACAGAUAUUUGAUGGCUCUUACCAGCUGACUUCUGUUCUGCCCCAGCUAGAAUCGAAAUACACAAAAUAUUUGUCUUUCACUGUGGUGAGCAUUCUUUCCUUACUUUUGAUCCCAAUAUACAUGAGAAUCAGAAAAGCAGAGACUGCCAGAAAAGAAGAAGAUGAUGAUGACGAAAAUGCCAUUGCCCUCGACACAUACAUUCCAGCAGUAAAAGUUGACACAGCACCAAUGCCACCAGCGCAUCAAAGAGGUGUAUUGGUUUCUGAGACCUAUACCACUAAAGCUUAUCCUUACACGAUUGAUAGUGGGAGCGAUGAUGAAAAUUAA